Triticum turgidum subsp. durum (durum wheat) is the source of this 504-nucleotide messenger RNA. The record is from the annotation of a GenBank genome assembly. Lineage: Eukaryota; Viridiplantae; Streptophyta; Magnoliopsida; Poales; Poaceae.
AUGAGGCCCGGAGCCGAGUACCCCAUGGCCCACGGCCCCGCGGCGGCGGCGCCGCGGUCGACGUGGCAGACGCCGGUGCCGUACCUCUUCGGCGGGCUCGCGACGAUGCUGGCCCUCAUCGCGCUCUCGCUCCUCACCCUGGCCUGCUCCUACUGGAAGCUCUCCGGCGGCCUCGCCGGCCCGGACGAGGACCAGCCCGCGGGCUCCGACGGCGAGAAGGGCUCGGCCGCCGAGCCCGCGAGGGAGUGGCUGGGGCACGUCGUGGUCAUCAUGGCCGGCGACGAGCAGCCGAGCUUCCUGGCCACGCCGGCGUCGAUGACGAGCCGUGCCGCCGACGCCGGCGCGGAGACCGCGUGCUGCGCCGCGUGCAGGUCGGAGGAGAGGAAGAUGGCGGAUGCGCGGGAGGCCGGCGCGCAGCCAGCCGGCUCCGAAGACGACGCGCAGAGUCUGAGCCCGAGUGAGCUGCCUAGCAGUAGCACUAGUAGCUCUGUGAUUAGCAGCUAG